UCAAGCUCGAGAGACAUUGCCUCAAGGCCUUCAGUCUGGUCUGCGUAUAUCCGUUGUCUUCGUUGUGGUUGUCUUUAAGCAGAUCGUUUAGGUAAUAUAUUGUUCUACUUGGACUGACGGAAUAGGACAUGUUCGCCGCCGGCACCGACACCUCCACCAUAACCAUUGAAUGGGCCAUCUCUGAGAUCCUCAAAAGACCCGAGACCUUCGACAAGGCAACCGAGGAACUGGACCGGGUGAUCGGCCGCGGCCGGUGGGUCGAGGAGGAGGACGUGCACCGCCUUCCGUACAUCGAGGCCAUCGUAAAGGAGACCAUGAGGAUGCACCCGGUGGCGCCCCUGCUCAUACCUCGGUUCUCCCGCGAGCACACCACCGUCGACGGCUACGACAUCCCCGCCAGGACGGGGGUGCUGGUGAACGUGUGGGCCAUCGGGCGCGACCCGGCCGUGUGGGACGCUCCGGAGGAGUUCCGGCCGGAGCUGUUCGUGGGUAGCCCGAUCGACGUGAAGGGACACCACUUCGAGCUGCUGCCGUUCGGGGCGGGUCGGCGGAUGUGCCCCGGGUACAGCCUCGGCCUGAAGCUGGUGCAUCUGAGCCUGGCCAACCUGCUGCACGGGUUCAAAUGGAGGCUACCGCCGGGGAUGACGGCGGAGGAGCUGAAUAUGGAUGAGAUACCUGGGGCGACGACGCCGCGGAAGGUGCCGCUCCAGACCGUGGUCGAGCCAAAGCUUCCGUCUCAUCUCUACGGCGCCUGAUGAUGCUGUGUUACGGUUGGCGGCGGGCCCAAGUGUCAAAUUCCAGCUUUGCAUUGACUGUAUGUGUCGUUAAUUACUAGC
Musa acuminata AAA Group (dessert banana) is the source of this 836-nucleotide messenger RNA. RefSeq names its product trimethyltridecatetraene synthase-like. The transcript has a single exon. Lineage: Eukaryota; Viridiplantae; Streptophyta; Magnoliopsida; Zingiberales; Musaceae. The record is from RefSeq and is a predicted model, not a curated record. Gene Ontology annotation, molecular function: oxidoreductase activity, acting on paired donors, with incorporation or reduction of molecular oxygen; heme binding; iron ion binding. Bases 129 to 755 code for a protein of 208 amino acids.